AGCGUCGUGUUGGGCCCCAAUGGCGAGGGCUCCGGUGCUUCCCGUGCUCUUGUGCCUCGCGGUCCUCGCGCUGGCCGGCGGCGCCGACGCGAGGAGGAAGAUGGUCGGCGUGUACGAGCUCAAGAGAGGGGAUUUCUCCGUCAAGAUGACCAACUGGGGCGCCACCAUCAUGUCGAUCCUCGUCCCUGAUUCCAAAGGGAAUUUGGCCGAUGUUGUGCUGGGCAAAGACACCCUCGCUGAGUAUGUUACUGAUAACUCUGCCUUUGGGCCGCUAAAUGGGAGGGUGGCGCAGAGAAUGGCCAGGAGCCGCUUUGUCCUCGACGGCAAAGUAUACCACACGUACAUCAACGACGGCAGGAACUCCAUCCAUGGUGGCCACAGGGGAUUCAGCAAAGUCAUAUGGACGGUGAAGGAGUACGUCGCCGGCGACGACUCCCCGUAUAUCACGCUCUACUACCGGAGCUUCGACGGGGAGCAAGGGAUGAAAAAUAUACUUGUCCGAGACCUGGACGUGUACGCGACGUACCAGCUGACGGGCCCGUACGAGCUGAGCAUCCGCACGAACGCGACGGCGCUGAACAAGGCGACGCCGGUGAACUUCCUGCAGCACGUGUACCUGAACCUGGGCGGGGAGGGCAGCGGCGACAUCCUGGGCCACACGCUCCAGCUCUCCGCGUCCCGGUACACCCCGAUGGACGAGGAGCUGCUCCCGUCGUCGGGCCGCGUCGACCCGGUGGCCGGCACGAACUACGACUUCCGCACGCCGACGCCCAUCGGCGCGCGCAUCCGGAAGGUCAAGGGCGGCAAAGUCUACGGCUACGACAUCAACUACGUCAUCGACUGGGAGGGGAUGCGGAAGGUGGCGGUGGCGCGGGACGGCAAGUCGGGGCGCGCGCUGGAGCUGUGGGCCAACCAGCCGGCCAUACAGCUCUACACCGGCAACUUCCUGAACCACACCCAGGCGAAGGGCGGCAAGCUGUACGAGCAGUACGACGGGUUUUGCCUGGAGACGCAGGCGUACCCGGACGCCGUGAACCACCCCGAGUUCCCGUCGGUGACGGUGAGGCCCGGCCAGGUGUACAAGCACGACAUGCUCUACAAGUUCUCCUUCUAGCUUUUUUUAGUAACAGAUCUCCUUCUAGCUAUGGCUGCGCUACGGGUAGUAGUGGUACCAUCAUUGGUUA
This is a messenger RNA of Triticum urartu, 1184 nucleotides long. RefSeq lists its product as uncharacterized. The record is from RefSeq and is a predicted model, not a curated record. Lineage: Eukaryota; Viridiplantae; Streptophyta; Magnoliopsida; Poales; Poaceae. Gene Ontology annotation, biological process: beta-D-galactose catabolic process via UDP-galactose, Leloir pathway; glucose metabolic process. Gene Ontology annotation, molecular function: aldose 1-epimerase activity; carbohydrate binding.